Molecule: messenger RNA, 5253 nt
Organism: Anguilla rostrata (American eel)
Lineage: Eukaryota; Metazoa; Chordata; Actinopteri; Anguilliformes; Anguillidae
Gene: lhx6a
Product: LIM homeobox 6a
Exons: 9
Coding region: 375-1601 (408 amino acids)
Biological process (GO): forebrain neuron development; regulation of transcription by RNA polymerase II; neuron differentiation
Cellular component (GO): nucleus
Molecular function (GO): DNA-binding transcription factor activity, RNA polymerase II-specific; RNA polymerase II transcription regulatory region sequence-specific DNA binding
Source: RefSeq, a predicted model, not a curated record
UUGGGUGCCCUGCACUGACGGUCUCGCGCUCUCCAGGAGAUUGAGAGCAGACCUGCCAGCCCCUCAACUCCACUGACUUCCUGCAGUCAGCAAUUCCAUCCCAAAAGGGAAAAAAAGUGGAAGGAAGAAUUUUACAAACUGUUCUAAAUAAGGCGCUCUGAACAACAACCCCCAUUUGGCCGCCUGCUACCCAACCCACUCGAACCUCGGCGAUUGCGCUUAGCCUUCCCUUGUUAAAGAAAGUGUGUCUGCAAGUUACCACUGCAUAUUCUGGAGACGAAAAUGUGGUCUGCAUUCUAAUCAAGUUUAAAAGAUAUCCAGAUGCACGAGAAGAUCCAUAACACAGAGGAUACAACUGUCGCUUAUCGUUCUGCAUGAACGUUAAAUUAGUGUGGCACUAUACAGAACCUGAAGACAGCUGGGCUACUAACUUCGGUCUUUCCUGGACUGUUGCAUUUUCGAGGUCUUUUUUCAUGUAUUGGAAAAAUGAAGUUUUGGCCCCUCUACCUGAGGGAAAUAAAUUUCUAUCCGAAGGAAUUCCAGUGAAACAGGUAAUUUCUGCAGGAACACAGAGUACACCAGGAGCUUCGCUCUGUUUGGAAGCCAAACACGCGCAGAUAAUGUCUCACUCCGAUGGAGAAUCUCACAGGUCGAAUAUGGAAAAGGACGAUGCACGCUCUUCCCCGAGUCCUCCGUCAACUCCGUCUGUAUGCUCUCCUACAUCAUCCUCGUCCUCUGUGCCGUCCACUGGGAAGAACGUGUGCGCAAGUUGCGGAUUGGAGAUUCUGGAUAGAUACCUUCUCAAGGUAAACAACUUAAUCUGGCACGUGAGGUGUCUGGAGUGUUCAGUGUGCAGGACGUCGUUGCGUCAACACAGCAGCUGCUACAUCAAAAACAAAGAGAUCUUCUGUAAAAUGGACUAUUUCAGUAGGUUUGGGACAAAGUGUGCCCGCUGCGGACGACAGAUCUACGCCAGCGACUGGGUGAGGCGGGCAAGAGGCAACGCCUACCACCUGGCCUGCUUCGCCUGCUUCUCCUGCAAGAGGCAGCUCUCUACUGGCGAGGAGUUUGGCUUGGUAGAGGAGAAAGUGCUCUGCAGGAUCCACUAUGACACCAUGGUGGAGAACCUCAAACGGGCCGCAGAGACCGGAAGUGGGAUCACUCUGGAGGGUGCGGUUCCUUCGGAGCAGGACAGCCAGCCCAAACCAGCCAAAAGAGCGCGCACCUCCUUCACUGCCGAGCAGCUGCAGGUGAUGCAGGCGCAGUUUGCACAGGACAACAACCCCGACGCCCAGACGCUGCAGAAGCUGGCGGACAUGACGGGCCUGAGCAGGCGGGUGAUACAGGUCUGGUUUCAAAACUGCAGAGCAAGACACAAAAAGCACACCCCCCAGCACAGCGGACCCCCCCAGGGCCACCCUCAGUCUCGGAUGCCCCCCUCCCUGCCGGACGACCUGCAUUACUCUCCCUUUGGCAGCCCUGAGAGAGCGCGCAUGGUGGCGCUGCACGGAUACAUCGAGAGUCACCCCUUCUCCGUGCUGACAGCACAGACCCUCCCCCACCAGGCUAUGGCUUUGCCCCAGCUGCCCCUCAGCCGCUAGCACCACCCAGGAUGUACCCUCCCCCAGUCCACCCCUACCCCUGACCCCUGGGUACCAACUUCCCUUCCCAAUCCAGCCCUGACCCCAGGAAACGGAGGGCAUCUCUGGCUCAGUGAUGGACAGGAAAGACGUUCCCCACCUCUGGCUGGCCCCACGCACUGGGUAUUCCCCACACACACCAGGGCUCUCCUCUGCACUCAAGCUUAGCAGGACAGGACCUCUUCUUCCCACAUUUGGGCAGACUGGAGGAAUUCACACACCACGUCUGCCUUUGGUUUCACUUUGGAAGAAAUGCCACUGGUGAAAUUGGGACUUGUUAAACAAGGCCAAGGAGUCUACGCAUCCACGCUGAUAAUCACCUUUCUCUUGCUGUGCACGCUCAAUCUGGGAUUCUUUUCAGCAUCUUGUGCUCUAUCCUCCUCUGACUCUGGUGAGGAGAGAGGGGACACACCCACUGACAGUGAAGAUCACCGUUUCAAGUGAGCUGUCAGUAUUCUAACAAAUGAAGAGAAGAAAGAAUUGUGAUGACACAAGGCUCAGUUUGGCUCAGCGUUGGACACAGGUAAGAAAAUGCCCCUCUCUUUCUCUGGAACAAAAUGCUUUUUGAUGGAACUCGUUUUUGAGUGUGACAACAUUGUUAGAGAAAUGUUGAGUAUCAGAUUACAUUAAAUGUUGCCUUAGACAUCAAUGGGACAAAAAUUCACCUGGAAAUAAACACAGUAUGGACAGAACACAGGCUUUCUUGUUUAUGUAUAAUAUAGUGCAUUGCCAAUGUAAGCUCACGUUCCCCCACCACAGGACACCUCUGUCCUUCGCUCACUCACAAAGCUGGAGCCAUCACUGAUGCUGCACAUACUUAUCAUUAAUAAGUCCCAAUAUUUUUUUUCUGCACUGGAAAGGAAAUGUUGUUUGGUCCGAUGACAGUUUGUUGAAGGUAUUGAAAUUUUCUAUUUGUAGGCAGGUAAAUGUGGGAACAGAGGGCACAUUUAUCAUCUGUUUUCUGUUCAAAUGAAAUCUAUUUGGCAUUUUCUGUAUCUAUAAAUAGAUUCAAUCUGGUGGCAAAUCCAGACCUAUGAUUUGAAAGAUCGGGACACUCUGCAAUCCCUGGUACCUACAGAACAGCACUGGAUUUUUAAUUACUUCUGCAUUUUGCUUAAAAGUUAAUUUUCAUAUUUCAAGGUACUAGGGACCCAGUCUUUUCUACUUCCUGUCAGCUGUUUUCUUCUUGCAAUCAGUUUCCAUCAGAGGGAAACAAAUCUAAUUAGCAAGUUAAAUAAUUUGAGGUUCCUGUGGUAAUCAAAGCAAAUGACAAGUGACUGCAAAGAUCACUAAAAUAAAAAAAUUUAAAUGAAAUAUUUAGCAUGCAUAUUAUGAAAUGGAUUUGUUGGUCAAAAAAUACAAUAAAAUCCAAAGAAAAUUAACCCCAGGGUUUGUGGAGCCAUGACCAGAAAAAAAGAAUAGAAUAGGAAGACCUAACUACAGAUUGUAUGAAUGCAUCACAUGCUAAUGUUGCAGAAAAUUAUAAAUCUUGGUCUAGAAACUCAUCACCUUUUGUGCUAAGAUGUCUACCUUCCAGUGUAUCACUUCAUCACAACCAAAUGAAGCCAACUUACAGAUAAUGUGAAUAAAUAUUUCAAUGGCAAAUAUUUGUCAAUUUACUUUUGUUGGUUUUUCACUUAUGGUACAUUUCAUCAACAAGGCUAAAUGCAAACCUGGUCAAUAACAUUACACGUAUCUUCUGAACUGUCUCCAAGUCAAUUUGUUUAUUUUAUUGUUCUUAGUAGGAAGAUGUCCUGUGUCUAGUCAUGAUAUCUAUGAAAAUUUAAAUUUUGCUCCUUUGAUUUUAUUCUAUUGUAAAAAAAAAAAAAAAAAAAAAAAAACUGUAAUGGAAAACAAGGUGUUUUACUCGCUGGACAUCAUAGAAAAUGCUAAUUAACCGCCCGUUAUCAUUACACAAAGCUCUUAAGUGUCUGAAAUGAAAUGUUGUGUAUCUGUGCGUGUUUUUACAUGUGUCUGUGCACGCACUUGUGCAAACAGAGUGCAAUUCACACUUAACAGAAUUUAAAGUAAAUCAGAUUUAAUGUCAAGUCUCAAUGCGGAGAUUGCUUGUAAUUGUUUAAUGUUAAAAUAAAACAAUGACCAGACGGAGCAAGCUUGCAGUGAACAAUUUACAGAAAAAUGGCAGAACAGGGGCAGCAAUUUCAUCUCUGAGAAUAUUUACCUCUCAUCAUUUUAAUUUAGCUAUAUAUUUCAAUCAUGAGAAUAUGGUCGACAGUGUUUAUAUUUACAAGGUCGAAAAAGCAGCAAAAACGGGAACCACAGUAAAUAUGAUCUAAAUGCAUUUACUGUGAAAUUAUCAGCAAAAUCUCUAGCUAACAGAUGUGGCCCAUUAUUUGAUGGAUGGACUCAUCAGUGAAGAAAAUUAUUGUUUCUGAGAACUAGGAGUGAAUCUUCUCAAUAUCAUGUAUUCAUUAAUGGGAGAACCCAACCGAAAUGCAAGUUAAGCAUUGAUGUUUAAAUGGUCAGUGUGGGCAUUAGGCUGCUGCUUGCUGAGGAUUGACCAAUCUUUACAAACUGCAGAAGUUCUUUACAUUGUUGUGAUGCUUUCAAACUAGGACAUUUUGAGUGCCUUAUUUAUUAAAUUAUUCAAAAACACAUUCUAUUUGUUUGCAUCUUUGAAUUAACAGCAAUGGACUCCAUACUAGCAUGAAGCACAGAACAAUUAUGAAAAGUAAUAUAUGUUUACAUAAAUAUGAAAUCACAAGGAUUAUCUAUUUUAUGUGUGAAAAUAUGAGUCAUUUAUUAAAAUAUAUGAAGUGCUUAAUUUUUAUUUAAAUUAAAACAUUAAAGCAUUACAUUAUGAAUUUAUUAUGCAGUGAAUUAUAAUUUUACAGUAACAGAUACUUGUGAAAAGUGAAAUAUGAAAUUAGCAAUAAUUUAUAUAUAUUUAAUACUUGGCUCAUAUUUUAACAUGUAGUCAAAUGAGUCAUUAAACUAUUAUAUUUAUUAAUAUUAAACAUAUGUUACUUUUGAUUUGGGAUGAAUUUGGGAGUACAGAGAUCCCAUCUCAGAGAGAUCUGCGCAAUGACAGUGAGAAACUCCAUGAACAUGCUCAGUCACAAAGAGAGAGAGAGAGAUACGGAAAGAGAGAGAGACUGAACUCAAUAUAAAAUAAAGCCUUCCUUCUCACCUUGUAAAAAUUGAUUGAAACCCCAUUGCAUGUACUGUUACAUGUAAGGCAUUAUUUUAUCACAUCACAAUGGCUCUUGUUAAUUUAUGUCUUGGUGGGAUUUUGAAUCGGUAGUUCCCUGAAGUGUCUUUCCUGUAUGCUUCAUCCCCAGUGGGGAAAGUGGUACAACGACGGUGGAGUGGGGAUGUAUAUAGAUGUUUAUGGCAGUCUGUGUGCCAGAGGAACCGAGUUGUGUGAAACUGUAUCAUUGUGUCUUGGCUGUGGAGUGGGAAAUAUGAUCCUGUGUUUACGAGGGGAGACCAGGCCUCAACGUUCCUGUAUUUAUUGAGACUGAAAAUAGCCUGUAAGCACUUUUUUCCACAAAUGUCUGUUUUGAUAAAAAAAAAAGGUAAUUCCAUUUAUUGUGCAUUAUAAAUGUCUUUUGUGUACUAAAUGCAAUAAAAUUGAAUUUAAAACUAACAA